AUGAAGCUUGUGGCUGUCGUCCUAAGCGUGAAUGUGAAGCUGAUUAACGAUGAUGCCACCAACUUGGCUCGAGAAGAUUCGCUUCCAAGAUAUACCUUAUCCUUUCCUUUAUGGUUAGAGUGGAGUAGUGCUUCUGUAUGGACAGAAGAGGAAUGCCAGUUUCUACUUCGUAGUUACGUGUGUGAAUCUGGUGUUUAUGCGGAGCUUGUUUUGAAUACUUUCCCUGGUCAGCAUGGUACUAUAAGACUUGAGGAAGGGGAGGAAUCUUCUGCUAGUCAGCUACCAAAGACAUCCUUGUUUCUGUUCCGUGACAACACUAAUAUCUCUACCCCACUUCACAUUAGGCUAGAUCUAAAGGCCCACUUAGUAACAGGCCAUGCCCUUAUGAUAUCUGGAUUUUGUUUCAACGGACGGAAUGGGCUGGGCCUGGCUGCUAUGCACCAGGCUUCGGCUGGUCCAGUCCAUGAUUUCAUGCUCACUUUGAUACAAGCAGCAGACUUAUUAAUUAAACUACAAACUAUAGGCCCAGAAAGCAUAAUCACAGUAGGUGUAUGCAUGUGUGUUCCGACAACACAAGGUCUUAAAUUGGAGUUUUGCAUUGCUGUUGCUCUUACUGAUUUUGAUAUGAUUCAUGACCUUAAAGCCCAGUUAGAAGGAAUGGGCUGGGCAGGCUGGGAUGACAAGCCCGGACGGUCCAAUAUAUCACCUGAUUUUAGCCAUUCCACACCCACUGAACUGAACUCACUAACUGGAAGCCUAGUUGUAAGAAAGAGAAAGGCUUGCUGCACUGAGCACCAAGUUCAUACGUCUGAUUUCGUGUAUAUUCCCCAGAAUAUGGAGACUGUUCUUUUCAAUCACUCCCCACCUUCGGAAUUCAAGGGUUUGAGCAAGGAGGAAGAAGACUCAUUGCUUGGGCAAGUUGAAAUAUGGAGGUACAUGCUAUGCUACACUGACUCUCUGGCCAUAAAAUGUGUCAUUGAGCUUCGCAUACCCGAUAUAAUACACCGCUAUGGUAAGCCACUGUCCUUGUCUCAAAUUGUGGAGAACAUUGAAGAUGCACCCUCCCCAGAUGCCAAUCUUCUCCAGAGAGUGAUGACACUGAUGGUGCGCAGAAAGAUCUUCAGUGCAGAACAGUCAGAGACUGGAGAGACCCUUUAUGGCUUGACAAGUGCUUCCGAAUGGAUCCUACGAGACACAAAAAUGACGCUAGCACCCUUAUUCCUGCUGGAGAAUCACCCAGUUCACCUGACCCCCGCUCAACACAUGAGUGAGAUUAUAAGAGAAGGCAUAAAAAAUGGCACUGCUUUCUUUAGGUCUCAUGGGCAUGAUCAAUUUGAGCUGACGGGGGUAGACCCUGAGUACAACAGGAUGUUCCAUGAGGGGAUGAUGUGUACUGCUAGGGUUAUAUCCAAGGCUGUGAUCAAUGGGUACAAAGAAGGAUUCAACCAGAUUGAGUCCUUGGUUGAUGUGGGAGGGAGCACUGGUGGAUCGAUUUCUGAGAUUGUGAGGGCUUACCCUCACAUCAAGGGCAUCAACUUUGACUUGCCUCAUGUGGUUGCCACUGCACCUAAGUUUGAGGGAGUCACCCAUGUUGGAGGUGACAUGUUCGUCUCCGUUCCCAGUGCUGAUGCCAUUUACAUGAAGUGGAUUCUGCAUGACUGGACCGACGAGCAAUGCAUCGAGCUCUUGAAGAACUGCAGGAAGGCAAUACCAGAGAAGACAGGAAAGGUGAUAAUCGUGGAUCAUGUGCUUCGACCGGAAGGGAACGAGCUCUUCACCGACGCUGGCUUUGCGUUUGACAUGAUUCUUCUCGCUCACAACGCUGGUGGCAAAGAGAGGACCGAAGAGAAUUGGAAGUUACUAUUCAAAGAAGCAGGAUUCCCCCGUUACAAUAUCAUCAAGAUCCACGCUUUCCCCUCCCUCAUUGAGGCGUUUCCAAUCUGA
Messenger RNA from Sphenostylis stenocarpa, 1944 nucleotides. Lineage: Eukaryota; Viridiplantae; Streptophyta; Magnoliopsida; Fabales; Fabaceae. The record is from the annotation of a GenBank genome assembly.